Molecule: messenger RNA, 1428 nt
Organism: Canariomyces notabilis
Lineage: Eukaryota; Fungi; Ascomycota; Sordariomycetes; Sordariales; Chaetomiaceae
Exons: 6
Coding region: 1-1428 (475 amino acids)
Source: RefSeq, a predicted model, not a curated record
AUGGUCUUUACACUCUCUUCCCUCCUUGCUCUGGUUGCCCUGGCGGGCGCAAAACCCCUUCGUUCCCGAGCAGUCGACCGCCUCGAUGAAGCUGCUACCGCCGAGGCCCACCAGCGAGACAAUGGCGCCACUCGAGCCUUUUCUGGCGUCCAGAUCAAGACAUCAGACGGGAAAUGUCUUUUUGUUGACAAACUCUCGGGCGAUUUCCGCGCCAAUCUUACUCCGGUUCAGGUUGCCGAGUGUGGAUUAACCGACGGACAGGGCUGGGAUGUCAUCACGGCAGGCAAACACAUCACGGGCGAUGGUGUCAUGCUCGUUGUGAGCACUCUGACCCAAGCCUGCUUGAAUGUUGAUACGCGCAGACCGGCCGGGAACCAGGUUCUGCUGUUCUCGUGUGGCGGCCGGGCUGACGGAGGCGGAGAGGUGACCGAUUCACAACUCUUUGUAUUCAAUGGCGGCGCCGGUCCCCUCUCUUUCCAACCGCGGAAUGAAAAGGGUUCUUGUCUUGUUGUUAAGAAUAAUGCUCUCGAUAUCACCAAUUGCAACAACGGGGAUGCCAGUCAGUCUUUCACAUUUGGCGGCACCGCAGUUGGAGGGGGUGGCAACGGCGGUAAUGGCAACGGCGGUAAUGGCAACGGCGGUAAUGGCAACGGCGGUAAUGGCAACGGUAAUGGCAACGGCGGCGGAAACGGCGCUGGUGGUGGUAACAAUGCCGGACAAUCGUCAACGACCUGCACCAAAACGACCCGGACGGUAACCACUACCACCACCCCUUCCUCUACCGCGGCCGCCCAAACAACAACAGCAACAACAACGCCCGCAACAAGCGCGGGCGGCGCUACUGGGACCAGGACAGGGGGCAUUUUGACGGUGAACCCCACGGAGCCCGUACCAGUUUCACGAGCCGGCGGUACUCUGCAGCCCACAGCCGCCGCCGAGUCUCACGAGCGCGACGAUACAGCCACAAGAGCGUUCAGCGGCGUCUCUAUCCGCGCGCCCAAUGGGCAGUGUCUCUUCAUCGAUCCGACGGCGGGCGACUUCCGGCAGAACCUGAUCCCGGUUUCCCUGGUGGACUGCACGGGCGCGCCCAACGAGAAGUGGGACGUCAUCACCGCGGGCAAACACAACCAGGCAAAUCCCGGGCAGCCUCCUGCUGCGCUGAUUGUUAGCGCACUGACCCAAGGCUGCAUCAGCUUUGACGGCAGGCGGCAAGCUGGUGACACGGUAACCCUCUUCUCCUGCGGCGGCCGUGCUGAUGGUGACGGUGGCACCGAUGGCAACCAGCUCUUCCCAUUCAUCGGACAGACAAGCUUCGCGUUUGCUCCGCGGAACGAGCAGAACAGAACUUGCAUCCUCCCUGGAAAUGGUAGACUUGAUUCGGGUCCUUGCCCUACUGAUGGUUCUCAGCUGUUUUCCAUCUUUGAGUGA